AUGGAGAAAUGUAAGGCAAAGGCGGGAUGUGCCGCAGUGGAGUUUCGCUUGAGCGAGGGCCGAUGCGAGAUGCGAGCCGGCGAAGUGGAUUAUGGGUUUGAUGAGGCGAAGAAGAGCACCGUCUCAGGACCUGCCGACUUUGAGUGUCUCGUGCACAGUCCUCCAUGCCAUCAGCUUGCAGAUCUCAAGGAGGCUCGGGCACACCUCAACAAGGGCAAGGUCAGCGCGGGCAUCUCCCUCCAGCAAGCCCUCAAGAAAACGCAGCAGACAUGCGCCCUCGCCGAGGAUGAGCAUGAGAUGCAACCAAAGCGAAUCACGAAGCUCUUUGAGACCAUUGGAAUCUCCAAAAUGGGUCCCCUGAGCCUUACAGGAUUGGCUGGCGCAGCAGUGCUGAUGCCUUUUGGGUGUCUGUCCAUUUACCGCCGAGCCAGCCGACCCAGGUCCUACGCACAGCUUCCGUGA
Symbiodinium natans is the source of this 462-nucleotide messenger RNA. The record is from the annotation of a GenBank genome assembly. Lineage: Eukaryota; Dinophyceae; Suessiales; Symbiodiniaceae.